UCAUAAAUGGGAGAGAGGACGGAAGCAUCAGGUUGAGGACGGUGCUUACUAUUCAUUUCCAGUAAAUAAACGUCUCGGAGGUGUAGUGGCUCGAGGAAUCGAGAAACACUGAGAAAAUGCUUAGCUUUAGAUGCCUCCUAAUCGGUCUCCUGAUGUGCCAUGGUGGACUGGGGUCGCUAGAAGUGUUCUCUGCCAACCGUGAAAACAUCUUGCGCCAAGAUGCCGGAACUUGCAAGGGGGCGAUCAAGUUUUCUUUCAAGUGCGUGAAAAAUGGGGACACUUACGACCCGGAUCCAUCCACGACUUGUGUGUGUCAAGGGUUCUUAUCAGCUUGUUGCACUUCACGCAAUCCCACCACCACGCGUUCAACGGUUCUACCCUCAACAUCAACACGUACAGUAACCACCACGAAGACCCCGACCACCACCCCCACCCCAUAUCCAACUGGCUCAGACCCUCUGGAUCCAUUGACCGCGGACGAGAUCACGUCCACCUCCCAAAUCAUAGAAAAUUAUUCAGCUGCGUCACGUGCAGAACCCACUCGUCGGUUCAUUUAUAAUUGGAUCACGCUGAAGGAGCCACCAAAGGACGUCUUGCUCCCCUUCUUCCUCUCCAACAAGGACCCCCCAGCCGACGUCUACCCCCGCAAGAGUUUCUCUGUCCUCAUCGAGCGAUCGAGCGGGAACGUGUUUGAGGCCGUGGUCAAUCUGAAGACCAAGAAGGUCGAGAGUUUGGUGCAAGUUCAUAAUGUGCAGCCCUCCCUUAGUCCCGAGGAUUUGCUCCGAGCAGAAGUGAUUACUCGGUCAGAUGCCACGGUGCAAAAGAGAUGUGCAAGUUUAGGGUUUCCUGAUAUGGAUCUUGUUUAUGCGGACCCUUGGAGCAUGGGCUAUGUUGGAGAUCGGCCAGAAUAUCAAGGAAAGAGGCUGGUCCAGCUCUACGUUUAUGGGAAACACUCGAUAGAUGACAACCAUUAUGCACAUCCCUUUGACUUCCUCCCGAUCGUGGACCUUAUUCAAGGAGUGGUCAUUGGGAUCGAAGAGCUGCCAACCCACGACGACUUUGAUGCGGGAAACAAGGUUGGCAAUGUGGUUCCUCACGCUGAGGCCAAUUAUGACUACAAACUGCGAGGUGGGGCGAAAUUCCUCCGCCAAGACGACAAGCCUAUUAAGGUGGAGUCCCCUCAGGGAGCUUCAUACGUUGUCAAAGGAAAUCAGAUUCAGUGGCAAAAAUGGAAAAUGCGUGUCAGUUUCAACGGCAGAGAAGGAAUGGUCAUCCACACCGUGUCGUACAAUGAUAACGCCACCGUUCGCCCAGUCCUCUAUCGGGCAUCGCUAGCUGAGAUGUUUAUCCCUUAUGGUGAUCCUCGGCCACCCUACCAUCGCAAAGCUGUUUUCGACCUAGGAGAGUACGGAAUUGGGUUCAAUGCAGAUCGUCAAGUUCUGAAUCAGGAUGUUGUGGGAGCGGUUGUCUUUAUUGACGGAGUGCUGAAUAACUCGACGGGCGACCCUGUCUCCUAUCCCAGGAUUAUUACGAUAAGGGAAGAGGACGCCGGUAUUCUGUGGAAGCACGUAGAUUUCAGGACAGGGAAGGGUGUGGUCACAAGGUCGCAUCGUCUGGUCCUCUCCUUCAUCGCCACCGUGGGCAACUACGAGUACAUUUUCAUGUGGCAGUUCUACCAGGAUGGGACCAUUCAACUGCAAAUCCAACUCACCGGGAUCAUCUCGUCCAACAUGUUGGCACAAGGGGCGACUCCUGCAGGAUAUGGGUCUCUCGUCGCCUCGCAAAUCGAUGGGCAGUACCACCAGCACUUUUUCGCUGUUCGGUUGGAUACUGAGAUUGAUGGAAAUCCCAAUUCGGUGUAUACUUCGGACGCUGUUUCAGUCUCUGACCCCACCGGAUCACCAGGAAAUCCUUACGGACAAGGGUUUACUACGAAAAAGACGGAACUGAAGACAGCUGCGACAGCUAGGACCAAGAUUGAUCCUCUCAGUGGUCGAGUCUGGGUGGUUAACAAUCCUACAAUGGCACAUCCUUACACGGGACAAGCCAAGGGGUGGAAACUCGUCCCACCAAACACGCCCCCUCUCAUGAUGAAGGAAAAUAGCCCACUCCGACCAAAGGCAUCUUUCCUGGACUAUGACGUCUGGGUGCUGCCUUAUGCAGAGGAUCAGCUCUUUCCGGGUGGAUUCUACCUCAACAAUAGCGGUCUGACAGAAUGGGUCGGGAGGAAUCCAGACGCCAGCGUGGAAAACAGGGACAUUGUUCUGUUUCACAUGUUUGGGCUCACACACAUUCCGAGGGUGGAAGACUGGCCCGUCAUGCCAGUAGAGCACACGGGAUUCUCGUUCAAGCCCUACAACUUCUUUCUGGAAAAUCCAGCCAUUGACGUACCCCCACCAAGUAGUAGAUAUAAGAAAAGCGAACUUUAACCAUGAUACAAUAAAUAUAUUUCACAAUAA
Messenger RNA from Folsomia candida, 2459 nucleotides. RefSeq names its product copper amine oxidase 1. Gene Ontology annotation, molecular function: quinone binding; primary methylamine oxidase activity; copper ion binding. The coding region runs from base 117 to 2429 and encodes 770 amino acids. The record is from RefSeq and is a predicted model, not a curated record. Gene Ontology annotation, biological process: amine metabolic process. The transcript has 11 exons. NCBI's taxonomy places the organism in Eukaryota, Metazoa, Arthropoda, Collembola, Entomobryomorpha, Isotomidae.